Messenger RNA from Triplophysa dalaica, 2398 nucleotides. RefSeq lists its product as uncharacterized. Gene Ontology annotation, biological process: regulation of mitotic cell cycle; protein autophosphorylation; negative regulation of apoptotic process. Lineage: Eukaryota; Metazoa; Chordata; Actinopteri; Cypriniformes; Nemacheilidae. Bases 248 to 2038 code for a protein of 596 amino acids. The transcript is spliced from 12 exons. Gene Ontology annotation, cellular component: cytoplasm. The record is from RefSeq and is a predicted model, not a curated record. Gene Ontology annotation, molecular function: ATP binding; protein serine/threonine kinase activity.
CAUCCCCUGAUUGUGACGUCACCGUGUUUGUUUUAUUCUAUCUGAGCUACAACCAAGUGCAGAGAUCGAGCGACCGAGCAGCUAAUCUGUUAUAUUUCAGUUCAGUUCCCACGAUCGAUUCAUUUCUUGUUUGAUAUCGACAGUUUGAGUGAUAGUGUGAUCAAAGAGAAAGAGAAUCAUCGAGCAGUUUAUACAGAGAAAGAGCACGAAUUACAGAUACAACAAUCAAGUGUUUUAUAAUUUCAACAUGUCUUCAGUGGAAAGAAGUAUGGAUACAACUUUGCCCGGUACGGUCAUGGAAGACUUCACCGUGGAUAAACAAGUACCCGUCAACACGACACUGUCCAAGGGGACUAACUUUGCAAUUGAGCAACAUGCCAAAGAAAAAAAUAGCAAAGGAAAGGGCGGCUUCAUAAAGAGAGCAUGGAAGGCUGUGAAGCGUCCCUUCCGCCGCAGCAGUCAUGAGACCAAUGUGGAGGCUAUGGUGCCGGACCCGGCCAUCCCGUGUACUUCUGACGGAGAAGAGAUCCGCGUUCAACAGUCUUCUGUCAGCGGUCCCUGCAAGGUACCUACCACAGCUUUGCCCCCUAAAGAGGACAGAUGUGAUGAUCUGGAUGUAGUGAGCAUUACCAGCAGCGACUGGUCUGUUAUCUGCAACAACAUCCAGCAGAACUCUGAGCCGCCAGCUGAUGCCUCAGCAGAGGAUGUGGGAACCGAGCCACAAGAACAACAUGUCAAAGAUGAGAAGAAAGAUCACAUUGACUUCUCGUUGAGACCAGCGAUUUUCGUAGAUGCCCAACGAUGGAAACUGGCAAAGCUGAGGAUUGCCAGAAAUGUUUGUCGCAGCCGCUGGGAAUACUACAUGUUCAUCCGCCGCUGUCCACACCACAAAUGCUGCCACCACGCUCACCUCUGCUGUUUAAGAAACGAUACAAUUUUUUUGGGUGUCAGAGAGCAGCUCAUGUCUACAGUGCCUUCAGUCACUCGCCCCUUCUUGAUCUUCCCAAAACAAUAUCGCAAUGAACAGUUUAGGGUACGCAACCCAGAAGAAGAUGAUGACAUAAAGGAAGAAGGAAUCUUCAAGAGAAAAUGGAAGGCUGUAAAGCGUCGCCUUUUUCGUUGGGAGAGCAGAAGGACGCUUUUGCAGAAGGACAUGCAAAAGCAUGUUUUCGACUUUCAGGAAUCAACUUACAUUGAACAGAUCAUUUAUGAGCGGCCUUAUCUCAGUGUUCCCCCAAUGUUUCAGCCUUCUAAAGAAUCGUUUGACUCUAGCUACUCAGAUGAGAAUGUUAUUCUGGGGAGAGAACGCUUCGGACAGGUUUGCUUGGCAACCCGUCUAUCCGAUGGCCAAAAGGUUGCUUACAAGGAAUGUAAUAGAUAUUAUUACUGCACUUCUACUUAUAUCAUGGCUGGCUAUACUGAACGUUUGAUGAACGAAGUGGCAAUUAUGCCUCUGCUAAAACAACCUCCCAUAAGCCCCUACAUCAUUCAGAUGUUAGAGUGGUUUCAUGAAGAAUUUCAUACGUUUAUAAUUUUGGAGGACCCUGGUUCCUGGACGGUAUUGGACAAAAUAAUGAAACUUCAUGCGUUGGAUGAAAAGGUAGCACGGGUCAUUAUGCGUCAGGCAGUACAAGCAGCACAACACUGUAUUGCCCACGGAGUCUUUCACUACUACAUCGAUGAAGAAAACAUCCUGAUCAACACGAGCACUUUGGACAUCAAGCUGAUUGACUUCGGCUAUUCCAUGCCAUACACGGGCAAAAUAUACUAUCGACUUGGAGAUACACUAGAGGACGAGGAGAAACACCCUGAGUGGUAUGUGCCUGGGUAUGAUUACAGUGCCAGCUCGGUAAACGCCUGUCAACUAGGGGCGCUCCUUAGUCGCAUGGUUUACGGACCUCGUGGCCAUCCGCUUCAUAUCUCUUUUCAAAUCUCCAACGAAUGCAUGAGGCUUAUAGAUUGGUGUAGUCGCUAUGAAAUGACUGAACGGCCCACACUGGAUCAGAUCUUACAGCACCGCUGGUUUACCAAAGAAUGAAGGAGGGGUUUGUAUGAAAGCAGCCUAUACGAUAAUACAGUUUUGUUUUCUUGUCUCAUCCUCGGGUUCCCGUGGACACCUCAGACCCAUACCACGCAUUUCUAGUCAUAUUUAUGUAUUGUAACUGGUUAAAAUCUUCAGACGGUCUUUUUAUUUUGUUGGUACCACUAGUAUUCAUAACAUGAAAAUGUUGAUGUACACUGUGUGCAUAAUUAUUAGUCAGAUUUUCUGAUCAUGUUUUUUUCCAGGCACAUUUCAAUAGUUCCUAACCAGAUCAAUCUUAAUAAUAUUACUAUUAAUUGUGAUUAUAAUCUUGAAUAAGUGAUAUAUAAUGGUUAACAAAGGCUUGAAGGUAAAAAC